Molecule: messenger RNA, 1649 nt
Organism: Aedes albopictus (Asian tiger mosquito)
Lineage: Eukaryota; Metazoa; Arthropoda; Insecta; Diptera; Culicidae
Product: pseudouridine-5'-phosphate glycosidase
Exons: 8
Coding region: 453-1634 (393 amino acids)
Molecular function (GO): pseudouridylate synthase activity
Source: RefSeq, a predicted model, not a curated record
AGUUUCGCCCGCAUCAAACAUCGGUACCGACUUUCAUUCAUAAAACAAACCAAAAUACGCAAAACGCGACACGCAAAAACCUAACCUCCGCGCCUAGCGAGGACGUUGUUUUUAUUAUUGUCCUCGCCUCUGGUGAAUUCGGUCGAUCGUCGACGGUUUCUUGUUAUCGCGAAGUGUUUUAGUGCGUGUUUGCACGUCGUACAAAGUGGUUGAAUUGAAAUCGAAGUUUUUCAAUAGUGAUCAAGGUGAUUAUUUGGACCAUUAGAGAAUUAAAGUUACACACGUGUGUUACUCUCGGUCGAAAACGGUGAAUUUAGUGCUUUUUAUGCUCAAGGCAAGUGUGAAAACAUUCGAGUGCUUAAGUCAAUUCGAGGCGGCCAUUUGGUGUGCAGCUGUGGGUUUCGUGAGUUAUUCGUCGUCGCAUCCGUUCCCGAAAAUUCGUUUCAGGCAAAAUGUUCCGUGUUCCAUCAAAGUUGUCCACUUUGGCAGCUGGCAGCUGUUUGUCCAAGCGUGGAUUGGUAGAUUUGGCCAAGUUGAGCUCCCUGGUUGACAUUAAACCGGAAGUCCGCGAGGCUCUCGUCAAGAAACCUCAAUCGGUAGUGGCCCUUGAGUCCACUAUCAUCACCCACGGUAUGCCCUAUCCGCAGAAUCUUGAGACGGCCCUCGAAGUGGAGGAGAUCGUUCGCAAAAAGGGUGCCGUCCCGGCUACCAUCGGUGUGGUCAACGGUCGCGUCAAGGUCGGCGUCACUGCUGACGAGCUGAAGGUGCUGGCCCGUGUCGAUAAGGAGAGCACCCUGAAGACGUCUCGACGUGACCUGGCUUAUGUGGUGAGCCGUAAGCUUAACGGUGGCACAACCGUCGCCGGAACUCUGGUUAUCGCCAACAUGGUUGGAAUCAGGAUUUUCGCCACCGGUGGAGUCGGCGGUGUUCACCGCGGUGGUGAGCAAAGCCUGGACAUUUCGCCCGAUCUGAUCGAGUUGGGUCGCUCGCCCGUCGCUGUCGUUUCCAGCGGCGUCAAGUCCAUUCUGGACAUUCCGAAAACUUUGGAGUAUUUGGAAACCCAAGGCGUCUGCGUUGCUUCCUACCAAUGUCCGGACAAGGAGUUCCCGGCCUUCUACUUCCCCACCAGUGGCUGCAAGGCCAGCUUCAACCUGAACAACCCGGUGGAGGCCGCCGAGCUGCUCAGCGCCAACAAUUCCCUUGGCUUGCAGUCCGGAUUCUUGAUUGGCGUCCCGUUGCCGGAGGAGCACGCAAUCGACCGCAAACUGAUUGAGGAUGCCACCGAGCAGGCCCUUUCGGAUGCCGGUCAGAAUGCCGUCGGGGGAAAGGAAAUGACUCCGUUUGUUCUGGCCGCCAUCUCGCUGCACACCAAGGGAAGAAGCUUGGAAUCAAACAUUGCCCUGGUGAAGAAUAACGCGAGCGUCGCGGCGGAAAUCGCGGUCCAGUUGUCGCGUUUGGAGAACGAAGGGGGCGCUGCCAAGUCCUGCAGCCAACGAGCACCGGUGGUUAUCGGUGGAUCAAUUGUCGACACUUGCAUCACGGUGAAGGAUGAUGAAUGGAAGGUAAAUAAAUUCACUCUGGCCACGUUAUCUGCAAUAGUAUCUAUGAACCAUUAUCACAGCGUAAGUAAAUAAAGGUAUUACCUCGAU